AUGAGAAUGCUUCUGCUCUUGAGUUUGCUAGCUCUUGAAACUGGCUAUGCUUGUGGCCUUGCCAUAGAAAGUCCUGUGCAAAGACUGGUGGCAGAGACCUUAACACUGCUCUCAACUCAUCGAACUCUGCUGAUAGGCAAUGGGACCCCAAGGAUUCUUACUCCUAUGCAUAAAAAUCACCAACUAUGCAUCGAAGAAAUCUUCCAAGGAAUAGACACACUGAAGAAUCAAACUGUACAAGACGAUGGUGUAGAAAUACUGUUUCAAAACUUGUCUUUACUCAAGGAAUACAUAGACCUCCAAAAAAAAAAGUGCGGAGGAGAAAGACGGAAAGUAAAGCAAUUCUUAGACUACCUGCAAGAGUUUCUCGGUGUACUAAACACCAAUUGGACAAUAGAAAUUUGA
Orycteropus afer afer is the source of this 405-nucleotide messenger RNA. It is a transcript of the gene IL5, whose product is annotated as interleukin 5. The transcript is spliced from 4 exons. Gene Ontology annotation, cellular component: extracellular region. The record is from RefSeq and is a predicted model, not a curated record. Gene Ontology annotation, biological process: immune response. The coding region runs from base 1 to 405 and encodes 134 amino acids. Gene Ontology annotation, molecular function: interleukin-5 receptor binding; growth factor activity. NCBI's taxonomy places the organism in Eukaryota, Metazoa, Chordata, Mammalia, Tubulidentata, Orycteropodidae.